AUGGAUCUAUUGAGUUUGUGUUUUGAUUCUAAUCCAUUUGAGUUGGAGAGUCAAUUUUUCGAAGUGCUGGAGACUCCAUCCUUAAGGGGACAUUCUGAUGAAGAGGUUAUUUUGGCGUCAAGUAAGCCCAAGAAACGUGCCGGCAGAAAGAAGUACAAGGAAACGCGCCACCCGGUAUAUCGGGGUGUUAGGCGUAGGAAUUUGAAUAAAUGGGUAUCCGAGUUACGUGAACCGAGAAAUCAGAAACGGAUAUGGCUAGGAACUCAUCCUACCGCAGAAAUGGCGGCGCGUGCUUAUGAUGUUGCUGCAUUGGCUUUUAGGGGUCAGUCAGCAUGCCUAAAUUUUGCUGACUCAGUUUGGCGCUUACCAGUACCGGUGUCCAAUGAUGUCAAGGAUAUUCAGAAGGCAGCGUUAGAGGCGUCAGAAGGGUUUAGGCCACCGGAGGAGGGUGAGGCCAUUUUACAAGAAGAUAUGAUGGACGCUAGUGAGGUUUCGGGUGGCAAAUUUACGUCGUUAGACACUAAGAACACAAUAUCAAAUUUGACAACAUUGGACACAACAAAAACAUUAUCAGAUUGUGAUGUUUUUUACAUGAAUGACGUUUCAGUGACAAAUAUGGAAGGAGUUUUGUUGUCACCACCACCUUGUUUAGACCACAGUUUCAGCUGGGAUGAUUUGGAAAGUGAAGCUGAGAUGGUGCUUUGGAGUUAUUCUAUUUGA
Molecule: messenger RNA, 720 nt
Organism: Fraxinus pennsylvanica
Lineage: Eukaryota; Viridiplantae; Streptophyta; Magnoliopsida; Lamiales; Oleaceae
Source: the annotation of a GenBank genome assembly